Gloeophyllum trabeum ATCC 11539 is the source of this 1879-nucleotide messenger RNA. RefSeq lists its product as uncharacterized. The record is from RefSeq and is a predicted model, not a curated record. Gene Ontology annotation, molecular function: protein binding. Lineage: Eukaryota; Fungi; Basidiomycota; Agaricomycetes; Gloeophyllales; Gloeophyllaceae. The transcript is spliced from 2 exons. The coding region runs from base 35 to 1834 and encodes 599 amino acids.
CCUUCAUUGACGACCACUGCACUCUUACAAGAUAAUGUCGACUGAAUCUAGGAGAAGGGAGGCGGAGCUGGCCGCCACUGGUCGAGAGGAGUUGGACAAGAAGAUCAGGCAGCGUAUCAAUGAACUGUCCCAGCUCAGGUCACAGCGGAACGAGCUCGCACCCGUAUCCAAGCUUCCCCCCGAAGUCCUCGCCCACAUAUUCAGCAUAUGCUCGAUCCUCGAGCCGUUUGUGAUCCAGCCCCCGUAUGGCACGCCCUUGCAUUCGUGGUUUAAGGUCACGCAGGUGUGCAAGCACUGGCGGGAGGUUGCACUUAACUGUGCGCCGCUGUGGCACCGCAUUGAGUUCUCUGCGCCCAAAUGGACGGUGGAGAUGCUGCGGCGGUCGAAGAAUGCGCCCAUUGUCGUAAGAGCCGACCUCACGUACCGCACGCCCAACUUUGUCAACACGGUCCAGCAGGCUCUCGGUGAAGUGCACAGGAUAAAGGAGCUUGAUCUCAUAGCACCUUCGCAGAUGCUUUCGAGGCUUGCAGGGUCUCUUUCGCGGCCAGCUCCCGCGCUGGAAUCCCUUCGACUAAGCAGUCAGCGGCUUAGUGCGUACAUGGAUACUAUCUACCACGUCCCCGACACCCUCUUCCAGGGAAGAGCUCCGCGUCUGCGCCGGCUCGAGCUGGUCAACUGCGAGAUUGCGUGGACUUCGGGGUUCCUUGCUAACCUCACCCAUUUACAUAUCGACAAGGCUACUACCUACGAUCCCGGUCGGCCCACCAUGACCCAGUUCCUGAAUGUGCUGCGCAACACACCUGCCCUGCAGUCUUUGCGCCUGAAGCACGCUGCACCGCUAGACCCCGAGAGCAUCGACGAAGACACGCCUCGCGUGGAUCUGCCUAAUUUGACCAAGGUGUACAUCCAGGACUUUGUGGAGAACACCUCUGGUAUUCUGAAGAGUCUGAACUUAGCCGACAACGUCAAGAUGAAGCUGGAGUGUCGAGCGUCGAGCGGCAGGGAAAACGAGCUCACCGAGCUCGUGCGGAUGGUCCAAGGGUACCGUCUGAAGGAGAUAGAAGGACGGCAGCACCUGGAGAGCCUGCGCAUCAUCAUUGAAUACGGCAGUGUGCAGAUCAUCGGCGGCUCACUGAAGGAGACCGCGAUACCGCACAUGGCCGUCCUCUGGACGGACCCGUCUGCCAUCCCCCAGAUCGACCUCACCUUGAUGUGGCACGGCGGCUCGAACAACGAGCGCACCAAGGCGAUCCUGUCGGCCGCUAGCCAAAGCCUAGACCUACAACACGUGCAGUCGCUCAACGUAUACUGCUCCGAGCCUGUCCCCGUCGACAGCUGGGUUUCAACGUUCGCGAAGCUCACCGCGCUCAGCUCGCUGCGGCUGGGAGGGUACCGGUGCUCGACGCUGAUCGAGUCGCUCGCGCGGACCACGCCCGUCGACCGCGCGGAGCACGAGCGCGCGCCGAUCGUCUUCCCCGCGCUCAGUCACAUUGGGCUGAACGACGUCGACUGGUCGGAGCGCCUGACGGAGAACAUGCAGGUCGACCUGUUCGGUGCGUUCCGGGACUGGCUCGAGUUCCGCAUGCUGCGUGAGGCGGCCGUGCGGGACAUCACGCUGCAGAACUGCACGAGCAUUUCGGACGGUAAGGUCGCGGAGUUCAAGGAGCGCAUUCGCGGCGAGGUGUCCUGGGACGGCGUGGACCGGGAGCUUAGCAGUGACGACGAGUCGCUCGACUACUAUGGGGACCUUGUGGAACCUUACACGCAUGGGAUGUGGGAAGAGCCUUCUGACGAUGAGUACGAUGUGGAGACGAUAUUUGGAUUCCCGUUUUGAGGACACGGCGGAUGCGUUACUGUAUUGUACUAGUAUUGAUUACCC